This is a messenger RNA of Hemibagrus wyckioides, 4326 nucleotides long. It is a transcript of the gene rnf41, whose product is annotated as ring finger protein 41. The record is from RefSeq and is a predicted model, not a curated record. Gene Ontology annotation, cellular component: endoplasmic reticulum tubular network. Gene Ontology annotation, biological process: protein ubiquitination. Lineage: Eukaryota; Metazoa; Chordata; Actinopteri; Siluriformes; Bagridae. Gene Ontology annotation, molecular function: ubiquitin protein ligase activity; zinc ion binding. The transcript is spliced from 8 exons. The coding region runs from base 343 to 1299 and encodes 318 amino acids.
GCUUAUAAGUGACACACGCAUCGCUUUUUGCUAAGGAAGAGGAAGGUGUUGUUUCCCAGACGCCGUAGAAAAUUGGGGAAAAAAUCGCAGUAAACUCGUCGAAUCGCGGACGGAUACUGGUACUGGAACGGGUACUGAAAGAGAGGCGUGAUGAGGUUUUCGUAGGAGGACACCCACUUCAUCUGACCCCUGAGGAAGACCGAGCAGCAGGAAAACAUGAGGCUUGAGUGAGAUGGGAUUUACAGGUGAGUCAGAAACCAAGCUGAUGGGGAGACGUCUGGAGGAAGAGAAGAAAGACCCACAAACACACACAAAGGUUUGAGAGAGCUCCAGUAAUGUGCCAUGGGGUACGACGUCACCAGGUUCCAGGGGGAAGUAGAUGAGGAUCUGCUUUGUCCCAUUUGCAGCGGAGUGCUGGAGGAGCCAGUGCAGGCCCCGCACUGUGAGCAUGCCUUCUGUAACGCCUGCAUCACGCAGUGGUUUGCGCAGCAGCAGAUCUGCCCAGUGGACCGCACCGUGGUGACGCUGGCCCACCUUCGGCCGGUGCCACGCAUCAUGCGCAACAUGCUGUCCAAGCUGCAGAUCUCCUGCGAUAACGCCAGCUUCGGCUGCACGGCAACGCUGCGCCUCGACCAGCUCCAGUCUCACCUCAAAGACUGCGAGCACAACCCCAAACGACCCGUCGUCUGUGAGGAAGGCUGCGGGUUGGAGAUGCCCAAAGACGAGGUGCCGAACCACAACUGCAUCAAGCACCUGCGCAGUGUAGUGCAGCAGCAGCAGACCAAGAUCGCAGACUUGGAGAAAACCGCAGCUGAGCACAAACACCAGCUGGCGGAGCAGAAACGGGACAUCCAGCUCCUCAAAGCCUACAUGAGAGCGAUCCGGAGCGCAAACCCCAACUUGCAGAAUCUGGAGGAGAGCAUCGAGUACAACGAGAUCCUGGAGUGGGUGAACUCGCUGCAGCCCGCCCGCGUGACACGCUGGGGAGGCAUGAUCUCGACACCCGACGCCGUCCUGCAGGCGGUCAUCAAGCGCUCGCUCAUCGACAGCGGAUGUCCUCUCUCCAUUGUCAACGAGCUCAUCGAGAACGCCCACGAGCGCAACUGGCCUCAGGGUCUGGCCACGCUGGAGACGCGCCAAAUGAACCGCCGCUACUACGAGAACUACGUGGCCAAACGCAUCCCGGGCAAACAGGCCGUAGUCGUGAUGGCGUGCGAGAACCAGCACAUGGGCGAGGACAUGAUCCUGGAGCCGGGAUUAGUCAUGAUCUUCGCUCACGGAGUGGAGGAAAUCUUAUAGUCAGGACUGGGGGGGGGGAGGAGAAGAAAAAGAAAAGAGUGAACACUAGAGUUUUUAGAUCUUUACCUCAUUAAAGAAGGUUUACCAACCAACAGGGGAGGAAACGACGUAUGAAGGAACAGAAUGAACUGCGUGUUUGUGCUGAGGAUGAAAAACCUCCAGCCAUCCUGUUGCCUUAAAACGAAAAUAUAUAUAUACAUAUAUAUAUUUAAGCAGACCCUGAAUAGAUACAACCACCACCACCUUGAAAUGUAAACCACAAAGAAAUGCUGGAGCUUUUCUCUUGAAUCACCACUGACUGACUGAGUCUCUUUACCACUUUGUUGUUCACCAAACGUCCUUUUCUUCCAAUUCCUGUAAUAUAACUCGAUCUCUGUGCGUUCUUUGUAAAUAAACACGGAAGAUUUAUGGAAGAAAUAGAAACAUAUAUAUAUAUAUAUAUGUUCUUGGUAUCAUAGCAUAGCUGAGACGGUUUGUUUUUGUUUGUUUUUUCUCUUUCACUCGUGAGGAUUAAGCACCAUUAUGGAGGCUAGGACUCGGAUUAGGGAUAGCUCGUAGGUUAUUUAUAUUGUCAUAUAUAUAUAAAUAUUUACAUUAUAUACAUUAAGCAUCUUAAACGUAUAUAAUGAGGAUAUUUCCUGCUUUUACAUCUGUGCUACAGAAGCUUCAGCUGCAUCAGCCGAUCGCCGUCAAGUCGGCGCGGGUCAGAAAAAUCAGCACAGGGCUCGGAAUGAAGAAACUUAAUAUCUCUGACAUCCGCUAAACUGCCGGCACUUAAAACGAAGGAGCAGGAGAGAAACCGGAGAGCGAGCUCCGUGUGGGCUGUAAUUGUUCAGUUGCCUCUGAACUCUAAGACUUCACGCCUCUGAUUUAUUUUCCGUGUUAAAUACCGUUUUAAAGAAUGACGUCUCCUAAAUAAAAAGCUUUUCAAACAAAAGGUUCCUUCUGAAAAUAACACGGCAUUACCGAGUCGUUUAAAGGAAGCGUGUCCGGUUCGAGGACGUGUGUCUGUUUUUAAAUGGUCAGAAUCGAGACGACUGAAAGAAGCGAGGUCUCCGACGGUCCAAAUCGGUCAGUAGGCUUCACGUUCUCCUCGGAUCCGUCCACUCGUGCAUCUUUCUUCCCCUCAAUGCCACUUAAAGUGUUUCUGCUUCUUUAUUCUUUGUUUCGUGUAAUUGAUCAUUCUGUUAAGAGAAAAAAUAGUGACAAAUUUAUUUUGCAUAUAUAUGUAUAUUUUUUUUGUGUGUCUUGUUGUUGCUGUACAUAGUUGAUUUUAAAAGGAAGCUCCGGUGUAAUUCUCGUGCCGCAGUCGUCUUUCGUUCGCUCCACCAAAGUGUUUUUGCUCAUUGUGAUAUAUAUAUAUAUAUAUAUAUAUCUAUAUAAUUUUUUUUUUUUUUUUUUUUUUUGGUUCUGCAAUGAAAAACAUGAUCUCUUUCUCUCUCAUAUCCCGAUGGUGUAUGUCGUCUUUUUUAGCGUCCCACGAGUUAGAAAAUGGAGAAUAUUUCAUUUAAUGCGGCUGCAUACGUGUGGAGGUGUGAAAACGUUGAGCUUCGGUCAUCGCUGCUGGACAACACUGCGGAAAAGUCUUGGGAGCUUACUAGAUUUAAAAACAAAAAAAUUCCAGGUAUUAAAUUAAUAUAUUAUAGAUAACAGAUGGGGGGGGGGAAGCAAAAAUAAAUCGGUAUUUAAGUUACUUUCAAAAUGAAAUCCUUUUUUUUUUUUUUUUUUUUUAUAAAUAAAUCAGCUGACGUAUAAAAUAAAUAGAGCAAAUUAGGUGAUAAAAUUUGAUAACUUUUCACAGUUCAAAACAUAAUUUGCAGCAUUUUAAAAUUUUUAAAAUAGGAAAUUUUUAAAAAAAUAGGAAAAUGGAGGAAAAAUGUAAUAGAAAUAAUUCUAAAAAUUAAAAUCAUCCUAAAAAUGAAUAUAAAUCAUUCUGAAAAUUUAAAAAUCAUUCUAAACAUUAAAAUAUCAUUCUAGCAAUUAAAAUAAAUAAUUCUAAACAUUUAAAUAUAAAUUAGUUGUAAUUAUAAAUUAAUGAAGUAAUGAUAAAUAACCAUAAAAUAAAUAAUUAAUUUAAAGUUGUAAUAUGAUAAAAAGCUCGGAGAUUUUUUUUUUUUUUUUUUAAUGAUAUUUAAUUUUUUAAAAAUGUUUAAAUGAUUGGACGUUUAAAUUUUGUUCUUUCCUACUGAUAUACCAGUGCAGAAAAAUAAAAAAUAAUAUUUAUUAAAUAAUAAAUCAAUGCCUAAGACUUUUUCCCCUUUGUACUAUACCUUUGCAUGCACAUAACUUUUUAUUUUUCAUUUUUAACAUCUUUAUUGUAUUUUAAACGAUGAUAUUUAAAUAAAAAUAUCCUUAGCGAACAAAUGCAUUGUAAAUAUCUAGCAUUUCACUACAUACAAUUGCGUAUGCAAAUUAGAGGCAGCUUGUGCGGCGAGCCGAUUGGCUGUCAGGUUUCAUGAUGCAAUAACGGCGUUUUGACACGAGCGAGACUUGCUCUGUUAUUUUCGAUGAGGAGUUCACACUUUCACACACACUGUAUGCUCAUAAACCCUGGAAGAAUUGGCUGAUGGACUUCUAUAAAGUUAUUAAAAAAAUGAGUCUGUAAUACUGAUAAGUCAAUUAUACUGUGAAUUUUUACAUCUUGACUAAUCACGAAUAAUCGAGACUCUGCAUAUUUUCAGGCUUCAUUCUGUACAUCCAUCGUCUCCUUAACCCCGUGUGGUGCACGAGGUUCGACGUUUCGGUAUCGCCCUGAGCGUUUCCUUCCCUAAAGUGUGCUUGUGGUGUUCACGGUGAAGAGAGGGAGCGAGUGUAUAGCUAUGACGUGAUGCGAGACUGAUGCGUUGUGUUACUUCAGGGUUUUUCCUGCCCGAUGGUCGUGUCCCAUCCUGUCGAAGUCGAGCUGUCCGGUUUCCCUUUAUUUUCCCCGCGUUAGUGUCGUUAAGGAUGUGACGCUGUUUACCUCUGUCGCUCUGUGUUGUGUGUUUUUUUUGAACAAUAUUAAUAAACAGAUAUUUAUUUCCGAAA